This is a messenger RNA of Pangasianodon hypophthalmus (striped catfish), 2641 nucleotides long. It is a transcript of the gene rfng, whose product is annotated as RFNG O-fucosylpeptide 3-beta-N-acetylglucosaminyltransferase. The record is from RefSeq and is a predicted model, not a curated record. The coding region runs from base 463 to 1563 and encodes 366 amino acids. NCBI's taxonomy places the organism in Eukaryota, Metazoa, Chordata, Actinopteri, Siluriformes, Pangasiidae. Gene Ontology annotation, biological process: regulation of Notch signaling pathway; pattern specification process. The transcript has 9 exons. Gene Ontology annotation, cellular component: Golgi membrane. Gene Ontology annotation, molecular function: O-fucosylpeptide 3-beta-N-acetylglucosaminyltransferase activity.
GUCGUCCUACAUUACCGCUACGAUCUAGUAAAGGCGCAGAGAGAACUUGUGACUGCGCUACACGACGCGGAGGGCAUUUAACACAGGCUGGAGGAUGAAUGCCGGACUUUGUGUAGCUGCUGAGCGCUUUAUUCGGUGCUGUGUGAAUUGAAGCAGAAGGUAUAAGUUUGUCACAGCUGCUUGGUGAAGACAAGAACAAAAACUUUACUGUUUUAAGUCGAUGUUUAAUAUAUAAAAAAAAAAAGUUUCUGUUAGGGUGUGAUUUCCUUCACUUCUCCUCGUCAGGCUUUGUUUUUAAUUUUUUUUGCUAAAGUCGAGAGGAUGAAGACAGAUGAUGUGAGAAAGAAAACUGCUACUACACACAUGCUGGUUUGCGACUGCAGCUCGUUACACUGAAGAUGGACACAGGAGAGGAGAGGUGGCCGAGCCCAGGUGGCUGAGCUGGCACUGAGCUCAGGAAGAAUGCAUUUGUCUCCGGUUGGCACAAACAGACGUUGCUUCCUGGCCUCUUCGGCCCUCUGUGCCAUCGUGCUGCUGCUGAUCCCAACCCUCCAAACGCCACAGCGGCAGGGCGAGCUGCCCCGACCUCUGCCCCAAACCAGGCCUGCCAGAGGACAAAACACCACUGGCUACAAAGGUGCUAGUAAGGCUAAGCAUGGCAGAGUCAUUGGGCUACCCUUUCCUAGUGACAAAUCCCAAAGGGACUCUGUAGGUGCUGACUUCCUCAGCUCACACUCCAAGGAGCCUCUGGGACUGAAAGACAUUUUUAUUGCAGUCAAAACCACCAGGAAGUACCACAAAUCACGCCUGGAGCUUCUUUUUCAGACCUGGGUGUCAGAAGCCAAGGUGCAGACGUUUAUCUUCACGGAUGGUGAGGAUAAGGAGCUGAAGCAGAAAGCAGGAGGCAAUGUCAUCAACACCAACUGCUCAGCUGCUCACACACGACAGGCGCUGUGCUGCAAGAUGUCUGUGGAGUACGACAAGUUCAUCGAGUCACAGAAAAAAUGGUUCUGUCACGUGGAUGACGAUAAUUAUGUCAUCCUGCCGAGUUUGCUGCAGCUGCUCUCAUCCUAUUCCCACACGCAGGAUGUGUACCUGGGCCGGCCCAGUCUCGAUCACCCUAUAGAGGCUCCUGAGAGGGUCAGGAGUGAUGGAUCGACGUCUGUCAAGUUCUGGUUUGCUACUGGAGGUGCUGGCUUCUGUAUCAGUCGAGGCCUGGCACUCAAGAUGAGUCCAUGGGCAAGUCUGGGGAACUUCAUCACUACAGCAGAGAAGAUCCGUCUCCCGGAUGACUGUACGAUCGGUUACAUCAUCGAGGCGCUGCUGGAGGUUCCUCUGAUACACACCAACCUCUUCCACUCACAUCUGGAGAACCUGCAGAGGAUGCGUGCGGCGGACGUCUUCAAACAGGUCACGCUCAGCUAUGGUGGUUUUGAGAACAGGAGGAAUGUGAUACCUAUUGCCGGAGCAUUCUCCUUGACAGAGGACCCUUCACGGUUUAAGACUGUUCACUGCUUGCUUUAUCCUGAGACUGAAUGGUGUCUCCGCGACAGUCAUCGCUGACCUCAACGCGCUCUUCUGGGGAUAAAGCAAAUAUCUCGUAUCUUGUCUGAACUCUCAAUCUCAAAUGGCUAUAAUCGUGCACUAAUAUAACUGACUAGCAGGCUGAUUACCAUGUCAAUUUAGCACUGCUGCAUUCUGUACAGACGUCAAUGAAGUUUGUUGAAUUUUUUUUUUUUAAAUAGAUUAACAGGAUAAUUUAUUUUGAUGUCCCAAAGUCUGGUCUGAAGACUAUGAGAAAUAGCAAAAGAUUAUAUUAUAUUUCCCCCAAGCCUAUCUUCGAUCAUUUUUUGUUUUGUUGAUCUUGUUACAUUUUUUUUUUUUUUUUUUUUUUUUUUUUUUUAAAUAAAGGCCCUCAAGUACAUUUCAGCUCAAGGCUUUAAAAACGCUGAACUGAGCUGUUCUAGUAGGCAUGUCAUGCAGGAGUAAAUAUCAGUUUAAUCUGUUUGGGGAGUCAGGUUUCACCUCCAGAUAGACUCCUAAACAAAAAUAGGAGAAGUCAUGAGGACAUACAUUUGAAUAAGGUUUCAGUCCGUUACAGUUGCAGUUUAGGCAUGAAUUCAGUCUAGGAGCUCCUGGAAUCCUGGAAUUUAAAGCGAAGGAUAUCUAACGUAGAUUUUAAUGUGAUGAGAACGCAUGAAUGAAUGGAGGCCUUAAGUCAGUGUAUGGAUUCAUACGCAUCAGCUGACUAAUGAAAAAACUAAUUAAAGUAAAAAAAGAAAAAAAGUUUUUAGAAAUAUUCUCAGCUCUACUGUGCAUUAUAAUUGUGCUCCACUAAAAGAUGCCUUAACACAUUUCAAAAAGCUGCCAAAAUAUUUGUGAUUUUUUUUUUUUUUUAAAUCCUAUGAUGUCUCUGCUCAUUUAUGCACAAACAUGGCUUUUCACUGCAGGUCAGUGAUUCAUGUUAACUUGCCAAAAAACAGACUGAGGUAUUACUUUCCUAGUUAGUGAUGAUGAAAAUGUUAUUGACGAGUGAACAGAAGAGGAUUAAGCAAUGCCAAGCUGCUGCCAAAUACCAUUGCUAUUUGACUCUUAUCCUGUCCUUCUUUUCUCCUGCAAAUAAACCAUGUUGUUGAUUUUU